This is a messenger RNA of Cyphellophora europaea CBS 101466, 4299 nucleotides long. RefSeq lists its product as uncharacterized. Bases 1 to 4299 code for a protein of 1432 amino acids. The transcript has 4 exons. Gene Ontology annotation, molecular function: protein binding. The record is from RefSeq and is a predicted model, not a curated record. Lineage: Eukaryota; Fungi; Ascomycota; Eurotiomycetes; Chaetothyriales; Cyphellophoraceae.
AUGCCUACUCCGUUCACAUCAACCUUUGCCUCGGCUGCUGCGAGCAGCAAUGGUGAAAAAAGAGACGGCGGAGGUGACUGGCCCCGAAGCCGGCCCAACGGCGCGACACAGACCUUCCGACGCCCCUCCGCCAACACCACCGCGCAACUACGCGACACCACACAGCAGAACUCUACACCUUCGCCAAAUCCGGGAACCUACAUCCACCCACACCACAACACGAACAAUGCGAUGCGAAACGGCGUACCUGUGAACACGAGGUACAGCCGGGAGGACUGCUUGAACAUUUUUCGCGGCCAGCAAGAGAUGAAUGGUCUCGAUCGAAACCUUCCGGGUAUCUUCCAGGGUACGUGGGAUCCGUUGUCCGAUACAAAUGGCGCCGCUGCGCAGACUCCGCGCAGCGACCCCAAGGACCAGUACCCUGGACCGGAUGUUUGCUGGGAGGCGCGGCCUGUGUCGAUUCCACUGGGCUUGCGGGAUCACAAUGCGGAUGAGAAAGAGCUAUUUUCCACCUCUGUCAACUCGCCCAUCAAACUAGUUCAAGGUUCCAAAGAGGCUGGUGGCGUUGCGCCGAUAGGGACUCGCAAGACCUCCUUGUCCAGCUAUACCACUGGUGGCACUGCCUCACGCCCAGGAACGCGCCGCCGGGAUACCAGCGAUUCCUUCACUGCCAAUGGUCCCCUGUCUCCUGCUGGCGAGAAGACAUUCUUUAGAGGCGAAUCGAAUACCGCUACUCCCCCUCCUGCACUGCUGCGGCGUCGUACCGAUUUCAAGGAUGAUGAACCGAGCCCUGGUCAGAAAGAUGUUUCCGCUAAAGACGAGGAUGAUUCAACGGCUACGGUUGGGCCUCCCAAGCGCAGCACUACAGGGCCACUGAGUGCGGGUCUGAAUUCUCCAGCCAAUUCUCCUUGGUCCCAGGGUCCCAACUCCUCCGCAUUCGGCUCCAUGGGUUCGUUCGGCAGCUUCAACGUAGCACCUGCGAAUGCUGGCCCGGAUAAACCGGAGCAGCGCCCCGGUUUCGGUAGUGGCCGUGGUUCUAGUCGAUUCAAGGACAUGAUGGCGAAGUCUAGUACCGAAGAUAUGCACGCUGCAAAAGAAAAGGCUAUGUUCGGCGCACUGGAGAAGCUCCCAGAAGAGGACGCGGAUCUGAACCAGAGCAAAGUCCGCGACCUCUUCAAGACCAGACCCAACCGGAGCGAGACCAACCCGUAUGAAGAGAUGCCUCUUCGCACCGGCAGCGCAGCUCUGUCCCAAGAAGGCGCAGGCUCGCAGCAGGGCGUCGAUCAGUUGGGCUUUGCCUCCGUUGGCGGACAGGGUUUUAACGAGCCCAUGAGUCCCACCCACACCAACCCCUAUCAAAGCCCCCACGGCGCGCAGCGCGACGAUGGCAGCCAGGCCGAGCCAGAUGCGAAUGCGCACGGCUUGCCUCCAUUUGGGGGAGCUCGACGCAAUCUGUUCAGUGACAAUGAUAGCGCACCUAGAUCUGCCAGCGGUUUCGGCGCGUUUCCCGGAUUUGGAGCCCCCCCGGGAGCCCCUAGCUGGUCAGGUGCUCCUUUUGGUUCCGGUACACCCGCGAGAGAGCGUGGAAUGGGAUUCGGUGACCCUAUCUUCAGCCCUCUCUCGGACAUGCAAUCUCCAGGUGCUGGCCUCGGAUCCGGCUUCUUUGGAGGUGGAUUUGGGUCUGUCGGCCGAUCUGCCCGCUUAGGUGGAAUGCUGCCUCAGGGCAUGCAGGACCCUAUGCGCGGUGACUCUCGCAACGAAGGGCGCCCGUUCGAUCGCCCGGAUAGUGCAUCUCACAUCCGCGAUCCUUUUGAGAACGGCUUCGGGAGAGCACCUGGCGCUUUCAAUGAUGUCAGCAAACGCGAGGCAGUCGAGAAUAUGUUUGGACCACCAGGUGCAUCGAGCACUGCCCAGCAACCCAGCGGUUCUGCAAGUGCUGGAGCAGAUCAGCACUCCUCUGGGGACGCUGACCCUGCGCUGCAGACUCCGACACCUGGACAAGACGGGCAGAUGCCCGCAGCGCAACAACGGACUAUGGUUAUGCCCGAUCGAAUGCGAUGGAUUUAUCGUGACCCUCAAGGCAACGUUCAGGGACCAUGGUCGGGGCUGGAGAUGCACGAUUGGUUCAAAGCUGGCUUCUUCACCGCCGAGCUGCUCGUCAAGAAGGUCGAAGAUACCGACUUUGAACCUCUUGCCCAACUCGUCAGACGUAUUGGAAACUCCCGUGAGCCAUUCCUAGUACCUCAAAUCGGCGUGCCACACGGUCCAACCAACGAGGGACAAACAGCUUGGCCCAAUGCUCCUCCACCUGUUGGUAAUGCUCAACCACCCUUCGCUAGCGCCUUCCCGAGCUUUGGCACAACCUUGACUGCGGAGCAGCAGAAUGCCCUUGAGCGCCGGAAGCAAGAAGAGCAAUACCUCAUGGCGCGACAAAAGGAACACCUCGCCCAGCAGCAAAUGCUUGCCAAACAGAUGCAAAUGGGUGGACCGGGCAUGCAUUCACUUCAACACCACUCAAGUGCGCAGUCACUGCACAGCCAGCCCAGCUACGGUAGCAUUACGUCCCCUAGCGGCGGCUUCCACCCGUCCCCACUGCCACCAGGACCACCAGGACCACCAGGGCAAUCUGCCCAAUCAGGGCCUCAACAGUCCAUACACCACACUCCGAUAGGACAACAACCUUUCUCUCGGGAAGAGAAUCUCCCCAACUUCAUGGAUCGCAUGAACUUGGGCCAGAUGCCAGCUUCUGGCCCUUUAGGCGCACCUGGGGACGGCCCUAGCCACCAGCAAGUCUCGCAGAUGCUACAGGACAGAGCACGAGUCCAACAGCAGCCUACUGAUACGCACGCUCACCAGGAAGCUUUUUUAGGGCAGCAGGGCAGGAACGAGCGCCUCGAGGAGUUCAACGAACUACGUGGCCAACCCGAGGAAGAUCGUCCCGGCCCUGAUCCAAUGCUUGCCCCGAUUGGGGCGCCACGCCCUUCCGAAGAGCCGCCUGCUCCAGGUUCUGAAGGCAGGCAAGCACCUAUUGGGCACUCCAAGAAGACGGCACCAGCUGAGCCAUCCCUGACGGAACAAGUGCAAUGGACUGCCGCCCAGCAGCUGCAGCAAAAGGAGCAGGACCCGCUUCAAGCACCCCCUGUAUCCAUCUCCCCGUUGCCAGCGCCGGCAGCUCAGCGGAACCGUCAGCACGUUGCCGAGUCUCUGGCAGCGGAGUCUCGCUCCCAGACUCAGACGCCGGUCGAGACACCUGCCGCUUCGAUUGCUCCUUGGGCGGAGAAACUCACCGAGCACAAGGGGGGCCCUUCGCUGAAAGAGAUCCAAGAAGCCGAGGCCAAGAAAGCUGCCGAGCAAGCUGCCAUGGCCGAAGCGGUGCGGCUGGCUCACGCGGAGCAGGAGAGACAGGCUACGACUCAUGCACCGCCACCAGCACCCGCUCCUGGCCUGCCAGCCAGUGCAACGUGGGGUACAUCAUCAUCACCGGGCACGCCGACUGCGACGAGCGGCUCUGUGUGGGCGAAGCAAGCUGCCAAGCCAGGUGUCACUCCAAAUGGACCUGGAAAGAAGACUCUUGCACAGAUUCAAAAGGAGGAAGAGGCUCGGAAGCAGCGGGCCAACGCGGCAGCGGCUGCACAGGUCCAAGCCCAGGCGCAAGUGCAAGCCCAAGCCCAAGCCCAAGCAGCGAGUUCUCCGAUCUCUACUCUCCAAGGCAAACGGUACGCAGAGCUGGCCAGCAAGGCUGCAACGGGUGUUCCCGGCGCUGCGCCCGGUAGUAUAUGGACUACGGUAGGGUCCAGCGGUAGGGUCAAGGCUCCGGCCACGGUAGUGGCGACUCCACAAGCAGCGCCUCGCACCGUCAGCUCCACGGCUGCGAGACCGUCUGCGCCCCCGAGCCGCAAUUCUAACCUGGUGGAAAAGACCAAGGCCAAGGACGAAUUCAUCAAAUGGGCCAAGGUGCAGCUUGGCAAAGGGCUGGAUAGCGGCAUCAAUGUGGAUGGGUUCAUUCAAACCUUGACCCAACUUCCUGACGACACGGAGAUCAUCGCGGAUAGUAUCUAUGCUAGCUCUCAGACUCUGGACGGAAGACGCAUUGCGCAGGAGUUUGUCCGGCGCAAGAAGCUGAUGGACAAGGGCAUUGUGGAGCCUGCACCUGUUGCAGGACAAGGCGAUAUCAACGGCGCGGAAAGCAAGAGUGCGGGUGGUGGCUGGAGCGAGGUAGCCAAGAAGGGACCUGAGAAGAAGGAAGAACCGAAUGCUCAGUUCAAGGUCGUGGCGGGCAAGAAGAAAGGCAAGCGUUGA